Messenger RNA from Centropristis striata (black sea bass), 539 nucleotides. RefSeq names its product SH3 domain binding glutamate-rich protein like 2 (gene sh3bgrl2). The transcript has 4 exons. Gene Ontology annotation, cellular component: cytoplasm. The coding region runs from base 166 to 492 and encodes 108 amino acids. NCBI's taxonomy places the organism in Eukaryota, Metazoa, Chordata, Actinopteri, Perciformes, Serranidae. The record is from RefSeq and is a predicted model, not a curated record.
CAGAAGCGCACGCUGUUUUGUUAUCAUGGCUCAGUUUAAAUACUGGAGACGCUUGUCUUUUUUCCUCUAGAACACAGUCUGUAGUUGUUAUUUCAGGUAAUAAACGGGGCCCGCUGCACCAAACAAUUUGUUUAUCGACUGUCUGGACAUUAAUUUGGGAUUAAAAUGGUCAUCAAGGUUUACAUCGCCUCCUCAACGGGCUCUGUCGCGGUAAAAAAGCAUCAGCAGGCAGUGGUGGGUUUCCUGGAGGCCAAUCGAAUCACCUUCCAGGAAGUAGACAUCACCAUGCUGGAGGAGCAGAGGCUCUGGAUGUACCGUAACAUCCCCAGAGACAAGCAGCCGGAGAAAGGCAACCCACUGCCUCCACAGAUCUUCAACGAGGAUCGCUACUGUGGGGACUAUGAAGACUUCUUCCAGUCAAAAGAGGACAACACUGUGUUUGCAUUCCUUGGGCUCAGUUCCCAACCCUCAGUGAAAGAUUCUGAGUCAUAGCCAAUAUCAAACCGCUGGUAUGAGACAGCCAGGGAACCUUGAAAUAU